AUGGGUAGAUCGAAACGUUCUAAGAAGAAAAGCUUGGCUCAUCUACAAUCUGAUGGGAAGGAUAAGCUAAGCAGUGAGGAAAACAUCUCCAGAGGAAGUGAAGUAGAGGAGUCUCCCGAGAACUUUGAGGAAGCACAGGACUACGGCGAUUCCCUGAAAGACACUGAUGAACAGAGUGAUUCUAUCACAGCUAUAAGAUCAGUUACUGGUGGAACAGCUAGUACAAUCACCGAUCUUAACAAUAAAUUCAAGUCACAAGAGUUAGUAGAUAAUGAAAAAGUCGAGAUCAAUACUAAAUCAACAGAGGAGGUCGGAUGUAAGCCUAGCACGGAUCAUAGUACCGAGGCAUUAGAUGAAGGUCAUGAUACUGGUAUUUCUAGUACCAACAAGGAUGAUAGUGACGUUAGGAUAAUAGGUGAUGAUAAUGAAGAUAGUGAGGCUAUUGAAAGUGUAGAUAUUAAAGGUAAAGUUAGCAGUGGUAUUAGCGAUGCAGAUGUUCUGAAACCACAAGAGGAAUUAGUUCAUACUGCAAUUCUAGAGAAUGAUAAUCCUUUUUAUGACGCCAAUAAGGAAAUUUCUGGAUCAAAAAAGCUUGAUGAAAAGGUAAAUAGCGUGGAUAGUAUGGCAGAAACGACUAAGGUCAAUUCUGGUGAUAGCAAGCAAAGGAUGGGAGAUUUAGUAGUGCGAAGAAGUGAAAAUUUGCAUAACCCAAAUCUUGACUAUGAAGAGGAAGAUGAAAUACUUGUAUCAAAUACAGAUACGAAUAAACAUUCGAAGGAAUCAAGCUCAGCCUUGAACAACGCUAAUAUGAAAUCUUUUGGUAACGCUGUUAAAAGUUACACCAAGAAAUCUGGGAAGCAUGUAAGAAUAUUGGAGGCCAAGAAAGUUUCUGAGGGUCAAAGUAGAACUUUUGUCGCAUAUUUCAUAAAAUACAAUGGCCACAUGGUGAGGAGAAGAUAUAGUGAUUUCGAGAGCCUACGAUCCAUAUUAGUAAAGUUAUUCCCUCUAAUGGUUAUACCACCAAUACCAGAAAAGGAAGGUUUGAAAUCCUACAGUAAGGCUAUUGCUGGUUUAAAGCACGCCAAAUAUAUUCUUCCUUCGGAACAGACCGAUUCGGUUGAUUUAUCCCUUUCAAUAAUAGAUCAGUCAGUAAGUGACAAAGAAGAGAAUAUAAUAAGACACAGAGUUAGAAUUCUAACAAAAUUUCUGAAUAGGUUACUUGAUAAUACUGACAUCUCAUCUACAUCACUCAUCGAGGACUUUCUUAACCCUAAUAAUUCAAAUUGGAAUGAUUUUGUUACCAGCUCAGCCACAUUUUCUAUGUUACCUAGAAAUCGACUGCAAGCAAAUCCAGUGGAUCCUACUAAUACGACUAGAGUUCAUGCCUGUCUUCCUAUACCCAAUACCAGUGUAGCAUUAGGUAAACGUGAUCCGGAACUUUUUGUGAGUGGCAACGAAAAUGAUGAUACCGAUGGUUAUAUUCUUCUAGAAAAGGAGCAUAAAAGAUAUGAAUCCAUUGUUAAUAAUACUUACAAAUACAAUAGGAGAAUAACAAAGAACUUCAACGAAAUGAAGCAUGAUUAUGAUGAUCUUGCGGCUGCCUUUGCAGAGUUAUCAAAUCUAGAUAUAUCAUCCAAUCCGAAGCAUGUAGAUUUCUGUGCUACUUUUGAUAAGUCUUCUAUUGCAAUGCAAGCAUUGGUGAGUAACUUAUACUAUAAUAUUGAUGAGCCACUCAAUGAAGCUAUUUAUAAUACUAAUGCUGUGACUGAAUUGUUGAUGUUUAGGAAGCUCAAGGCCGUACAACUAUAUAAAGUAGAAAAAUCAUUGGUUGGGAAAGUUCAUGAAUUACAAAAGUUAGAAAAAGGUGAAAACAAAAUAGAGUCCGAGCCUAACCAGGAAAGUUUGACUUCAGCUAGACGCCUAUCUCCCAUUCCUGCCCCUCAAAAAUUAGGUGGAUCGUUUUUCAAUAAAAUAUCAGAGAUAGCAAAUAAGGUUAAAGAAUCGGUAAGUUAUCAAGAGCUAGAUGUAGAAACACAGAUAUCAAAUUUGAGGAAAGAAAUUGAAAGGUUAAAGGAGACGUCUGCAGUCACGACGAAGGAUAUGGAGGUUAUCAAUGACACAAUUUGUAAAGAGGAAGUGCCGAAAGCUCUCAAAUGUGGUGAAAAAGAACUUGAAGAUAUACUUGCCAGUUACGCUUCAUAUAUGAAAACAUACGCUAAGCAAAAUCUGGAAUAUUGGAAAAGCAUUCAAGAGGCACGUUAA
Messenger RNA from Nakaseomyces glabratus, 2262 nucleotides. It is a transcript of the gene ATG20, whose product is annotated as Atg20p. NCBI's taxonomy places the organism in Eukaryota, Fungi, Ascomycota, Saccharomycetes, Saccharomycetales, Saccharomycetaceae. The record is from RefSeq and is a predicted model, not a curated record. Gene Ontology annotation, biological process: retrograde transport, endosome to Golgi. Gene Ontology annotation, molecular function: phosphatidylinositol binding.